UAUUUUCUUUAUCGAGCAUGUUCAUCGAUAGAAGAAGCUAUGGUCUUUGGGACCCCCGAGACCAUGGUCUUCCAGAAGAUUUCUAUUUGACCAAUUAUACGAAGUUUAAGGGGUGA
Molecule: messenger RNA, 116 nt
Organism: Blastocystis hominis
Lineage: Eukaryota; Bigyra; Opalinata; Blastocystidae
Exons: 3
Coding region: 18-116 (32 amino acids)
Source: RefSeq, a predicted model, not a curated record